GGUUUUGGUUCCGCUUUUCGUCUGGUUCUUAUUCAAAUUGAACGUUUUUGACUCGCACUAAUCUUUUAAGUUAACUUAUAUAAGUUAAAUGUAAAGAAUAAUUUUUGAAUCAUGAAUUCAAGUAGUGCAAAUGAUACAAAUAUUGCAGUGAAUUUGGAGACUGAUGUUCUAGGCGGUAGAAGAGAGAAAUCACAAAGUGCAGCGGAAUACCAUGUCGAAAAACUUCAACGCUUGGUUAACGAAAAUAAUCGGAAUUAUGAUGCUGUCUCCGAACUCAUGGAAAUUUAUCAAUCAAAAAAUAGUCCGCUUUUACAGGAGUUUUUGCAGAAUGUUUCUAAGAAUUUUGCUCUAACAGAGGAUGUCUGGUAUGAUCUACUGCAAAACGAAAUGCAAAUUUUGGACGAUAAUUAUGGUGAUACUGAAAAAGUACUUAAAAUAGAUCAACUAAUGAAGAGAGCAACUGAUGAUCAUUGCGCCUUUCGAAAUUUAUACGAGAGAGCAUAUUACUGGUGUGGAUCAGAUGUUUGUUUUGGACAUAUUAUUUGGAAUAUCUGUCAUGACAUUGAGAAACAAUAUUUUUGCUAUAUUCAAGCUAAUGACGAUAUAUCCGAAGAUGAAAAAGAAAAACUUUAUGGCAGUAUAGCAGAUGCUAAAGCCGAUUUAUACAGAAAUCAAUGCCAAUGUCCAGUUUCUGGAGUCGACGUUGCCCUAGCUGCAACAAAGGAAUUAGGAGAAGAUUUAGUAGAUCAAGAAUUUGAGAGUUUUGCUGCGGAAGCGAUAGCUGCUCACGAAAAUCGUUUAACAAUGCUGCCAGAUUUCGCCGAAAGAGCUGAAGACAAAGAGAUUUUGGCUGAACUUCACAAAAAGUAUAUUCAAUUUGAAUUAGAGGGAGAUGAAAAAAUGUGGAUCCUUAAUGCUUUUAAUCGGGCCCUUUUGCAAUGUCCGUAUGAAAAGGAAAUAUGGACUGACUAUUUGAUAUGGUAUUCAGAAAAUGUCGUUAAUGAUCUGGAACAAAUCCUCAGAGCCCUUCGCUUUUUACCUAAAUCCUGCCGCUUAUCAGCGUUCUACUUGCUAAAGUUAGAAGAAUCAGAAACCUGCUCCGAGGAUACAUUGAUAAAUUAUUAUGAAGAAUAUCUUUCUAUGCCUUUUGACGACAUCAGAGAAUAUGGAAAUUUAUGGAUACAGUACAUCAAUUUUCAUAGACGAAUGCCUGAUCUUGACCUAGCAUCGGAAGAAAAUGAACGAAAAGAGUACUUGAGAGACACCUUAGAAAGAGCUGUGAUGGCUUUAAAAAAGAAUAUGAGAAGUGCUGAUCCAAAAUUAUCAAUUUUAAGACAACAGGCUGAUAUAGAGGCUCGCUUGUUAAAUAUGCCUCGAGCAAGAGAGAUUUGGGGUGAAGUUAUGAAUUUAGGAGGACAUCAACCUACCCUUGCAGAUUCUUAUAUUGAAUAUAUAAAAUUUGAAUCAGCAUGGGGAGACACCAAACAUGUUCUGAAAUUGGUUAAAAAAGCUAUAUCGAAAACUCCUGCUAAUAUUUCAAAAAUUCGUCUUUAUGAUGUAGCUUUAGAAAUUUACAAUACUCAAGGUUCUCUAAAAAAUCUUUUGAGUGAAGUCUUCGAAAUUGAAAAGGCAAGAAAUGAGACACAAAAAGAAAUAAAUGCUAACAGAGAAAAGACCAAAGUGACAAAGACGACAAAAGAGAAAACAUCUCAAAAGGAUAGAAAGAAACAACAAACUACGAAAUCAGAAGAAACAGCAGAUUCAACAAAAGCUCAUGAGUUUAAGAUGCCAGCUCCUUUUUCAGAGGCAAAGGCUAAAAAGAAAACUUUUGUUAAGGAAACUACUGACGCAAGUGAUGAUACUGUAAGCUCUAAAAAACGAAAAUUAUCCGAAGAAGAAAGUGGAGAUGAACCAACUCCUCCAAAGAUUCAGAGAAUUAACCUAGAGGAAGAUGUUUCUGAUAAACUUACAGCCUUUGUAAGCAAUUUGGAAUAUUCAGUAACAGAAGAACGUAUUCAAGAUAUAUUUGAAGCUGUCGGUAAAGUGAAACAAGUUCGUUUAGCAAAAACAAAUAAAAACACAAGCCGAGGAUUUGCAUAUGUCGAUUUCGCAGAUGAGGUUAAAUCUUAUGAAGCCGCAUUAUCUAUUGAUAGAACUCUUAUAGAUGGUCGACCAAUGUACGUUUCCAAACUAAAGAAAAAAGGUGAUGAAACCAAGGUUUUCAAGUUUUCAACAAAUAUGGAGAAAAAUAAACUUUUUGUGAGAAAUAUACCGCUGGAUGUACCGGAGAAUGAGUUGCAAAACUUGUUUGAAAAGCAUGGUAAAAUAAAGAGCGUUCGACUUGUAACAUAUAGAAACGGAAAGUCUAAAGGAAUUGCUUACAUUGAAUUUGAGAAAGAUUCCGAAGCUACUGAUGCUGUAAUGAAACUAGACAAUUUCGAGUUUAAGGGUCAAACUUUAAGUGUAGCAAUCAGUAAUCCACCACCCAGAAAUCAACCAGUAAAGAAAACUUUAAGUCUUGGAAGCGGUAAAAAAGAAACUAAUAAUAGAGGUAAGGCUCAUACUCAGUUAUCGUUCCUACCAACCUCUUUGAGGAAGAAGCAAGACGUAGAAAAAGUUUCAACAGAUUCAAGCAAGCCUAUGACCAAUGACGAGUUCAGAAAUUUCCUAACAAAAAAAUAG
This is a messenger RNA of Dimorphilus gyrociliatus, 2682 nucleotides long. Lineage: Eukaryota; Metazoa; Annelida; Polychaeta; Dinophilidae. The record is from the annotation of a GenBank genome assembly.